Verruconis gallopava is the source of this 2046-nucleotide messenger RNA. RefSeq lists its product as hypothetical. Bases 514 to 1890 code for a protein of 458 amino acids. Gene Ontology annotation, biological process: transmembrane transport. Gene Ontology annotation, molecular function: transmembrane transporter activity. Lineage: Eukaryota; Fungi; Ascomycota; Dothideomycetes; Venturiales; Sympoventuriaceae. The transcript has 3 exons. The record is from RefSeq and is a predicted model, not a curated record. Gene Ontology annotation, cellular component: membrane.
CCAGCAUCUCACGCGAUCUGGGGCGCCGCACGAAGUCGUGGGGACACACGCAUUGCGAAGAUGGAGAAUAUCCGACGCUACAUGUCGCUGUCUGAAGUAUUUGAGGGCGUGCAGCUCAGCCAGACACCGGGCGGGAGCAGAUGACGAGCUCUCCACCAAUCUGUCUCUGGUGACAGCUUCAAUUAUUCCUAGACUUCAGCAGUGCCAGCACCUUGUCAUCGAAGCCAUACUCGCCUUCUCCAUCACUCUGCUAGUCUUUGUCCGGUCGAAACGUAGUCAUGGAGAAGAUGCAAAGCACACAUGUGGAUGCUCAUGAUGAUGUCUCGGUGGCGCCAGCGAACACCUUAAUUGAUAGCAAGCAUGUCGAUCAAGACAAGGAGGUUGGUGACGACCACUUUGUCUGGGCACAUGGCUGACCGUCGCUAGACCGCCGCUCUUGGUGCCAAUCAGCCUGUCGAAAUCGACGAAGCGACCAACAGGAAGCUCUUUUGGACGAUCAACAAGAGAAUCCUCAUGUGCAUGCUUGGAACCUACUUCUGCCAAUCUCUUGACAAAGGCACUCUGGGCUUCAGUUCUAUUAUGGGCAUACAAGCAGAUGCGAAUCUUGAGGGACAAGAUUACAGUUGGCUGGGCACGAUCCUCUACAUCGGUGUGCUCGCUGGUGAAGUCCCCACAAACAUGCUUAUCCAGAAGCUACCAGUAGCAAAGUACCUGGCCGGGAAUGUCUUCCUCUGGGGCGCCGUUAUCGCAUGCUCCGCGUCUGCGACCAAUUUCCGAGGUCUCAUGGUCGUGCGAUUCUUGCUCGGUGUCUUCGAGUCUUGCGUGCAGCCGACGUUCAUCCUCAUGACGUCUAUGUGGUACACGCGUCGCGAGCAAGCCGUCUUGACCUCCCUUUGGUACUGCAUGACCGGUGUCCAGCUUAUGGUUGGUGGCAUCAUCGCUUACGGUGUCUCUAACUAUGUUGGUCACUCGAUCAAGUCAUGGCAGUUGCUUUUCUUAGUCCUCGGUGUGGCUACUUGUGCCUGGGCCAUAGUCCUGGCAUUAGUCCUACCCGAUUCUCCAACGAAGGCUAAGUGCUACUCCAAAGAGCAGAAGCGGCUCAUGGUUGAGCGAGUGCGAGCCAACGAGACCGGCAUCCAGAACAAGAAGUACAAGAAGUACCAAGCGCUGGAGGCUAUCACGGACCCCGUAGUUUGGUGCUAUGUCAUGCUUCAGAUCACCAGCACGCUGAUCAUCGGAGGUCUGGGAGUCUUCUCGAACCUCAUCAUCAAGUCAUUCGGCUUUACCGUUUUGCAGACGCAACUGCUCAACAUUGCUCAGGGCGGAGUCACCAUCAUUGUCAUGGUUGGCAGUGCUUCGUUGGCAACUUUCACCAAGCAAACUGUUUGGGUGAUGCAUGCUUGGACAAUUCCUCCAAUCAUCGGCACCGCAAUCAUGUACAGCUUUGCUCCUAAUUCCUCAAAUCGGGUCGGUCUACUCAUCGCUUUCUACUGCACUCAGUUCUAUCUGGCUGAAGGAAAUCUCAUCUAUUCGUUGAUUGGACAAAACACUGCUGGUCAGACGAAGAAGACAGUCACUCUCGCGCUGUCCUUCAUCGCCUGGUCGGGUGGUAAUGCCGCAGCUCCUCAAAUCUUCCAGAAGAGCGACGCGCCACGAUACAAGAAGGGCUUUACCGCGCAUUUCUGCCUCUAUGUUCUGUUCAACCUUUGUCUUGUCGUUCUGCGCCUCAUUUUGACGAGACGCAAUAUUAUCAAGCGUAGGAUAGGCGGUUCUGGAGUUGCCGACUCUUCUUCCGAGAGAAAGUCUAGCUACGAUGAGCACAUCGACCAUAGCAAUGCAUUCGCGGAUCUGACAGACAAGGAAAACCCGAGUUUCAGGUACGACUUUUAGGACAUGGUUUGAAGUAAGAUAUGUAUACGCGUGUCUCAGAACUGCGGCAAGGCUGGCUUUUGCUCACUUAUGAUGGCGAAAUGAGGGACUUCUGGAUUGUUGUAGUUGGCAGAGAAAAGUAUUGGUACAGAUGCCGUUAAUAUAGGAACAUCUUUG